This is a messenger RNA of Brassica oleracea var. oleracea, 918 nucleotides long. RefSeq lists its product as uncharacterized. The record is from RefSeq and is a predicted model, not a curated record. The transcript is spliced from 3 exons. Lineage: Eukaryota; Viridiplantae; Streptophyta; Magnoliopsida; Brassicales; Brassicaceae. The coding region runs from base 1 to 918 and encodes 305 amino acids.
AUGGCGCUCGAGAAAUUUGGUCCCCACCUCAAGACAAUUCUCGAGGCGAAACAUAUCGAGGCUAUCUAUGAACUCUGGGGGGUCGAUUAUACCGUCGAAAUUGAACUUCCAGAAGACGGCAGAACUCCGGAGACCAUGAGACCGGGGUACGGUGGAGCCUAUAUGUCGCAUUUCGAGGACGGCGGCUUAUCGUUUCCUCUUCCUCGUUUUCUUCUUGAGGCGUUGGCCGAACUUAAGAUGGCGUUUACCCAGAUGGCUACUAACUUUUUUCGCUAUUUCUUGGCCUCCUGGGUCCGAGCUCAGGAGGAAGGUCUUGAGUUCGGAUUCAGGGAGUUGAAGCAACUGUUCGCUAUAAAGCGGAACAAUGGCUUUCCUAGCACGAUGAUUCUUGCUCCCCGCUCUGGUCGUGUUAUUAUUGAAGGUAUUCCCAAUAAAGAUGAUCGAUGGAGAGAAAAGUUCUUUGUUUUUAAGGUUAACCCGGCGUCAGUCGGGGAUUUUGACUUUGAGAGGAUCCCUAGAGAAUGGUCCGACGACAUUGAGCCCUUCAGCCCUGCGCCCAUGACUCCCGAGCUUCGUGGGUUAAUGGCUACUUUGCGACGUGGUAGUCCUCGAUGGCUCGCUUUUACUCAUGACCGAAUUCGAACCGCUUAUGCUCUCCCGUCGGGUGUGAACCGUGCUACUCAUGAUGCCUUGGUGGCUCCCGUUCGACCCAAGAAAGGUCGUGGCAACAAGAGGAAGAGGGAGAAUGAGGUGUUGCUCGAUUGUCAUGAUGAGUUUUCUGAGGUCGGGUCGUUAGAGCGAGCUCAGAAAAUUCAGCGCGGGCUGGUUCAUAGAUCGAGGUUGCAGGCUCAGUCUCCUGGCCUUCAAGCUAGGCCGGUGUCGAUUGCUAUCCCUGCCGGCGGGACUCGUAAAGCUUAG